AUGAACUACCUGCUGGCGAUGAGGCAAAUGUCGCUCGUGGAUUGGCAGUGCAAAUUGAACGAGAGUCGUUCAAGUUCAAAUUUUGAGUUCGACCUCCCACGUGUUCACGUACAUGUCAUCUCACUCGCGCGAUCCUUUGAACGACGCCGCGCGUGUGUCGAAGCACUUCAGAUCCAGAAUAUUUCUUAUGAGAUUUUCUCAGCGGUAGAUGGACUAGAUGACGGCGCCUUUCAUGAAAGAGAGAUCGCACGCUACGCAGGCAAGAAGAAGCGUGCAGCUUUACACCGCACUUCGAUGAUGCGGCGCGAUGAGUUAGAGAGCGCACGUUCACAUUACGAUACCGCUUCGCUACCCGAAGAAGUCCGCAAUGAUUUACACGAGCGCCUGCGAUUUGGAUGCUCUAUGUCACAUGUGCGUCUUUGGAUGAGGUUGUUAUCCACGAACCUGCCUUUCUUUGUGAUUUUGGAAGAUGAUGCCAGAGUCGUCCCGAAUUUUCAGAGGAGAAUUGUGGACGCGUUGAGGCAACUCCCUAAGGAUUGGGACUUGUUUUACGCAUUUGCAUGUGACAUUCGUCCGGGGGAAUACUUGCGAGGAAACAUUCGCCAGUUCAGAGGCGGAGCUUGUACUCUAGGCUACGCGAUUUCACGCAAGGGUGCUGAACACUUGCUUUUCGAUGCGGCCAUAGGAAGCGAACUACCUGUGGAUAAGAUGAUGAACGUGCCAGUGUCCCGAGGUCGGAUGCUUGCAUUUUACGCCGACCCAUUCCUGGUUGAGAGAGUCGACAAUGCGCACGAGCAAAGCACUUUAGCGUAUCUAUAA
This is a messenger RNA of Micromonas commoda, 819 nucleotides long. RefSeq names its product glycosyltransferase family 25 protein. The transcript has a single exon. Lineage: Eukaryota; Viridiplantae; Chlorophyta; Mamiellophyceae; Mamiellales; Mamiellaceae. Bases 1 to 819 code for a protein of 272 amino acids. The record is from RefSeq and is a predicted model, not a curated record.